AAGUUUGACAGUAUUGCACCAUAAUAUUUUGUUUUUCUCCAAUGUUCGACAAGCGAUGAAUCAUUUCAUUUUCACACUUAUAUAAAUACACCGUAUAUAGUGGAACGCUACGCAAUAACAAUAUUUACUACGAAGCAGUAGGAGUGUUGAACGAAUAUUAGUAUUUUUUCUCAAGUUAAACAAGCAAGCUAAAUUGUUCUCAGAAAUGGAAGAUCAAGUACCAUUUAAAGUUUACACGUUUUGGAAUGAAGAUGAUAAGCCAGAAGUAAGGAGAUUUGGGGUAGAAAAGAGUGUUGUGACCAGUUAUCAUUACUUGAAUGCUAAACUUCAAGAUGUCUUCCCUGGACUAAAAAACAAGUAUUAUGUAGUGUCAUGGAAAGAUGAAGAUGGAGAUGAUGUAGCAAUAUCUUCAGAUGAUGAAAUCAUGAUUGCCUUAUCAGCCAUGGAGGAUCUGGAUAUUGUUAAAUUGUAUGUCAGUUGCAAAGACAAGGUGACUAAGGCUGAUGAUGAGUGUGACAUUGUUCUUACUGCUGUUGCUGACACCAAUGCUGAUUACAGUACAAUGCCACAUUGUGGUGUAAUUUGUGAUGGAUGCGAAUCUCCAGUGAUUGGUUUCCGCUACAAGUGUACUUACUGUGAUGAUUAUGAUCUGUGCUCAAAAUGUGAAGGUGCUGGCUUACACCCUCAACAUUGCAUGGUGCGAGUGCCCACCCCUAAUAUGCCUCGCACUGUCAUCAGAACAGCAAUAAAAAGGUCCAGAAAUUUCUUGAAGUCUGUUACUUUUACUGUUGAUGAUGAAAAUAGUAAGAAGCAAUGCCGUGAAAAGAGCAAUGAAAGGAAACGUCGUGGUGAUCAUGGGCAUGGUCACCAUGGUCAUGGCCACCGCCAUAGUGGUGAUCGUGAACAACAUCAUCAUCGUCGUCCACGCACCAGUUGGCUAGAAACCUUUGCAAACUAUAUGAAUGAAUUUGCAAACCUUGCUGGAGAUGUGAACAUUGAUAUAGAGAAAAAGCCGACACAAGAAGAAACAAAGGAAAAUACUUCACAAGCUCCUAAAGAUGAGGCAUCAACUUCAACAGAAAGGGAGCAACCUCAAUGUCCUUUUGCAGUAGAAAAUUUGGAUAUUGAGAAUAUUCAAAAGCUUCUUAAUUUGUAUUUAAGUGGCUUAAACCCUAAACCUUCUACUUCAAACAAUGCUGAAAAUUCUCAAAAUCAGCCCCAAGAAACCUCUGUCAAUACUAAUGAUGUAGAAAUGGGUCAAGGCGAUCGUAAAUCUCCAGAAGAUGACAAGGAAAGUGUCAGGUCUGAGGUAUCAUCAACUACUACUGCUGAAUCUAAAAGAGAGGAAACUCCAGAAAUAGAAAAAGGAGACAAGGUUGAUGACUGGACCGUCAUUAAUAAAGAAAAAGAUCUUAUGGAUACAUAUGUCAAGAGUGGCACUUCUCAGCCACCAAUUGGCUUCAACCUUCCAGAGGAGUUUCAAGAACGUGUGAAAAUUUCUGAAGGACAAAACCUAUAUCCUCCUCUCAACUUAGCAACUGCUGCAUUGAAUCCUAAAGAACCAGAACAUCGAGUUGAUCCUCCCCAGCCAGCUUCGAGUCAGGCUCAAAGUUCAGGUGACAAACAGUCGCCGUCCGUUCCCGUUGCAGACAAGCAAGAAGCUAAACCUAAAGAGCAACCACGAAAACGUCACCCAUUGGCUCAUAUUGAUGCAGCUAUUGAGCAGAUGAUGGCCAUGGGUUUCACCAAUGAUGGUGGGUGGCUGACUCAACUUCUCGAGAGCAAGAAUGGCAAUAUUGCUGCUGUUCUUGAUCUCCUUACUCCAGUCAACACUAGGAAGUAAACUUGUACAG
Vanessa tameamea is the source of this 1853-nucleotide messenger RNA. Its product is annotated as sequestosome-1-like. The coding region runs from base 206 to 1843 and encodes 545 amino acids. Gene Ontology annotation, molecular function: protein kinase C binding; zinc ion binding; K63-linked polyubiquitin modification-dependent protein binding. The record is from RefSeq and is a predicted model, not a curated record. Lineage: Eukaryota; Metazoa; Arthropoda; Insecta; Lepidoptera; Nymphalidae. Gene Ontology annotation, biological process: endosome organization; aggrephagy; mitophagy. The transcript has 8 exons. Gene Ontology annotation, cellular component: amphisome; aggresome.